AUGCCUUGCAGAACACUGCUAUUAACUUUUACUAUAUUUUUUAUCUUAACUUCAGCCCAGGGUCCGUACUAUCCAAAUCAUUGGUAUGGGGCUAAUCAGGGCAACAUCCGGUCAGGUGUAGUACCAGCGAAAGAAACGCUUCCCCAGCCCGUGAUGAAUGAGGGCACACUACGACCUCACGUUUGCGGCUUCAACCCGUUCACCCGACAAUGUAUGGAUCCGCAGGGGUAUUGCCCGGGAAGGUGUAUGAACUUCCACUAUACCUACAACACGAUCUACGAGUGCCGGUGCCUCGUCAUU
This is a messenger RNA of Mesorhabditis spiculigera, 300 nucleotides long. The record is from the annotation of a GenBank genome assembly. NCBI's taxonomy places the organism in Eukaryota, Metazoa, Nematoda, Chromadorea, Rhabditida, Rhabditidae.